GUGAUUUAAGCGGCUUGGAGGUUAGAGGGGUUAGCUUCCAGUUUGGUUUCGAGAGAGCCCAAAUUCGGCGGGAUAACUCAAGCGCAACUCGUUCAGGCGCAGGGCUCGAGGGCCCCCAGCAAAGCGGCGCAGGCGGACUCGCGGGCUCCCAGCAAAGCGACGCAGGAGAUGUACAUCCAGUACGAGCAGGAGAUGAACUGGGAAGGCCUCAGCUCCUUCGAGCAGCUACUGCUGCUGAAGGUCCUGCAGCCGGAUUUUGCUGUGCACGCCGUGAGAGGCUUUGUGGCAGAGGAGCUGGGUGAAUCCGUGCUGGACAUUCAGCCGCUCUUGGCGGACCAAGCGGUAGAGGAGCUUCAGGAGUUCCAGGGCCAGACGCGGCCCUUGCUACUGGUGCUUCCAUCCGCGUCAGGCGGUGCGAGCCGGUCCAUUCUGGACGAGUUGAAGGUGAUUGUCGAGCGCCGCCGCCAAGCAGACGCCAGGCGCAGCUUCCAGCUGUUGGUCUCCUCGGCCCUACGGGAGUCCUGCCUUCAGAGCGUGCGUGAGGCGGCGGCUGAGGGGGCCAUUCUGGUGGUCACAGAGCUGCAACUGGCCUCAGAGCAUUGGCUGGGGUGCCUGGAGCUGCUCAUGGAGGAGCUUUGCAUGUCCAGCCUCCACGUCAGCUCGCCGGAGCGGAACGAAGGCCCGGUGGUUUGCUCCUCCGUGAGCCGGUCGCUGUCCGCCCACGUGCGCGAAAGCCGGGACUUCCGGCUGAUCCUUUGCGUGGAAGGCUUCGUGGCCUUGCCAACCAGCAUGCUGCAGAUGUGUCAAAAGGUGGCGGUGUUGCCGCCCAGCGGCGUGCGAACGCGUCUGCGGCAGCUGGCGCAAAGGGUGGACUGGGAACCGGAGUCUUCGCCCGGGAGGCCAUCCGAUGAGCGUCGUGCUGGAUGGCGCCGCAACCUGUUCUCCUUAUGCCUCUUCCACGCUGUGCUCUGUGAGCGGUCCCGCUACAACUGCUUCUAUGCUGCGGCAUAUGACUUCGGCGCCUCUUUCCGCAGCGCCUGCGGCUUUAUGCGAACCGCCUGGAGCCAGGAGUCAGAUCCACCUUGGGACUUGCUGCUGCACUUCAUCCGGACGCAGAGCCACGGCGCGCAGGUGGCUGAGAGUUGGGAUCGCCAGCAGCUGGGCGCCUGCAUGCUGCGCUUCAUGGGCCCGGCUGCUGGCACGCUGGCGCUCGCAGCGCGCCUGGCCCACAAGGAGGAGGGUUCGGACUCUGAGGAGGAGCGACAGUCUGCAGAGCUCCAGACCUUGCGAGCCCGAUGUGUCAGCCAAUACCUCGACUUUCAGCUGGACCCUGAACUUCCCGGCAGCGAGGCGGCGGCGAAAUGCAUCACGGAGCUGCCGGAGGCUACCACUGCUGAGCUUUUCGGAUGCCACCCCCGCGAGGACAAAGCGCUGGAUGCGAAGAGGAGCGACCAGGUCUUGUCCCUCCUGGCGGCGCUGAGGCCAGCUGCUGAGGCAGGUGCCAGCGACAUCCAGCAGCUCUUUAAGGUUGAGGACCUGUUGUCGGAGCUUCCCGUCUUCAACCCCGCCUUGGACCAGGAGAUCCAGGUGUCCCCUCGGGGCAAGCGAAGCCUGGAGCGCCGGAAGGAAGCGACAGACCCGCUGCUGGCACAGGUGCUGCGUCAGGAGCUCUUCUCGCUGCGCGAGCUGCUGGCGAAGUUGCGCCGGGACUUGCGGCGCCUGCACGAGAUGAUGUCCGCCAAGCUGCAGCUCAGCGAGGACAUGCAGGAGCUCCUGGACCACAUCCUCGCCAACUCCAUGCCCGACACCUGGCGCCGCAUCAGCUUCCCCAGCGCGAGGCCAUUGGCCUCAUGGGCCUUCAGCCUCAAGAUGCGACUGCAGUGGCUGGAAGCGGCCUGGUCGGAGAUGCAGGCCCGCAACGAGCCGUUCUGCUGGCGGCUGGACCUCUUUUGGCGCCCGCAGCAGCUGCUGCUCAGCUCCCUGCGCAGCUUCUGCUCGCAGAAGCUGCUGCCACUGGCGCAGUGCAGCUUCCGCCACAAGGUCCUGGCUCAUCUCACUGAGGAGGAGGAUGUGCAGGACCGGCCCAGCAGCGGUCUCUACAUCUGCGGCCCCUUUUUACGCGGUGCCUCCUGGGACCGGCGCCGUGGCGCGCUGGUGGACGGCAAAAUGGACGAGUUCUUCUACCGCAUGCCAGUGAUGCACUUCAUCCCUACGAAGGACCAGCGGCAGCUGCGGAACCGGUGUCCAGUGCCUUUCUUUCAGGCCGAUCGCGGGCCCUGGAAGAGCAAUGGCCGGGAUGCGAACUUCAUCGCCCAGGUCUUUCUGCACGCAGCAGAUCCCAACGACUGGCUACUGAAAGGCGUGGCCCUCUUCUGCGAAGCCGCAAGCUAGCCGCGAUGUCCGGCAACUGAGCCGCCCCAUUGCUAUCCGCGCGCGAGCGCGGAUUCCUCGGAGUUGGGGAUUCCAACCGCUCCAAAGCAGAGCGGAGCUCUGAAAGACUCAGAGCGGGUGAUCCUGGACGUAGGAUGUGCGCGUCGUUGGUUGGAGCA
Messenger RNA from Effrenium voratum, 2549 nucleotides. Lineage: Eukaryota; Dinophyceae; Suessiales; Symbiodiniaceae. The record is from the annotation of a GenBank genome assembly.